This is a messenger RNA of Callorhinchus milii (elephant shark), 2531 nucleotides long. Its product is annotated as inosine-5'-monophosphate dehydrogenase 1. Gene Ontology annotation, molecular function: IMP dehydrogenase activity. NCBI's taxonomy places the organism in Eukaryota, Metazoa, Chordata, Chondrichthyes, Chimaeriformes, Callorhinchidae. The record is from RefSeq and is a predicted model, not a curated record. Gene Ontology annotation, cellular component: cytoplasm. The coding region runs from base 94 to 2052 and encodes 652 amino acids. Gene Ontology annotation, biological process: GTP biosynthetic process. The transcript has 17 exons.
ACGGUAAGGUAAAGGGAGGGAGGAAGGGGGUGAGCGGGGAGUUUGAAUGCUGGACGGGCAGGUUACCUGUGAAGGGUCUGCUCCAAGGGGGGUAUGGACGGGCAGGGGUUUGGGGGUUUGGAUCGAGACGGGAACGGCAUUGACUACAGCACCAUCGUGGGGGAUAUGGAGAGCCUGAAGGCCUGCACCGAGCAGCUGCUUCACAGCCCAAUCAGCGGAGCCCAUCACCACCUUCACGGACACGAGACUGCUGCCCAGCGCUACAGUGCCACCAGGAUACAGGCUGGGUACGAGCCAGAGAGUAUGGCUGACUACCUGAUUAGCGGAGGGACAGGUUAUGUUCCUGAGGAUGGCCUCACAGCUCAGCAGCUCUUCGCCUGCGCCGAUGGCCUCACCUACAAUGAUUUCCUGAUUCUUCCCGGGUUCAUUGACUUCUCAGCCGAGGAGGUGGACCUGACCUCUGCCCUCACCAAAAAAAUCACUCUGAAGACCCCACUAAUCUCCUCUCCCAUGGACACAGUGACCGAGUCCAGCAUGGCCAUCGCCAUGGGGCUGAUGGGGGGCAUUGGAAUCAUUCACCAUAACUGUACUCCCGAGUUCCAGGCCAACGAAGUACGGAAAGUGAAGAAAUUCGAGCAGGGGUUCAUCACGGAUCCCGUGGUCAUGAGUCUCCACCACACGGUCGCCGACCUCUUCGAAGCCAAGAUGCGCCACGGAUUCUCCGGCAUUCCCAUCACGGAAACGGGAAAGAUGGGAAGCAAGCUGAUGGGUAUCGUUACCUCCCGGGAUAUCGACUUCCUCUCCGAGAAAGAUUACGACAUUGCACUGAGUGAGGUGAUGACAAAGAGGGAAGAUUUGGUGGUGGCCCCGGCUGGUGUGACACUGAAAGAGGCCAAUGAGAUCCUCCAGCGCAGCAAGAAAGGAAGAAGCAACAAUGGACAGUCACAAAGCACGGAGCGGAGUGGAAUAGAGCGUGGGAGCGGGCCACCAGCAGAAGGAUUGCACUUCCCGCUCAACACUGCCGGGAAGCUGCCAAUAGUGAAUGACGCUGACGAACUGAUCGCCAUCAUCGCAAGGACUGACCUAAAGAAGAACCGUGACUAUCCUCUGGCCUCCAAGGAUUCCCGCAAACAGCUGCUGUGUGGGGCGGCCAUUGGCACCCGAGAAGACGACAAGUACCGGCUCGACCUGCUGGUGCAGGCGGGGGUGGACGUCAUCGUACUGGAUUCAUCCCAAGGAAACUCGGUGUUCCAGAUCAACAUGAUCCAUUGCAUCAAACAGAGAUACCCCGAACUGCAAGUGGUGGGCGGCAACGUGGUAACAGCAGCCCAGGCCAAGAACCUGAUUGACGCUGGAGUGGACGCGCUCCGUGUGGGGAUGGGCUGUGGCUCCAUCUGCAUCACUCAGGAAGUCAUGGCGUGUGGCAGACCGCAGGGCACAGCGGUGUACAAGGUGGCAGAGUAUGCCCGGAGGUUCGGGGUCCCGGUGAUCGCGGACGGCGGCAUCCAGACCGUGGGACACGUGGUGAAGGCGCUGGCGUUGGGAGCCUCAACAGUCAUGAUGGGCUCUCUCCUGGCCGCCACUACAGAAGCCCCCGGAGAAUAUUUCUUCUCAGAUGGUGUGAGGCUGAAGAAGUAUCGGGGGAUGGGCUCACUCGACGCCAUGGAGAGGAACACCAGCAGCCAGAAACGCUACUUCAGCGAAGGCGAUAAGGUGAAAGUGGCGCAGGGUGUCUCAGGCUCGGUCCAGGACAAGGGAUCCAUCCACAAGUUUGCUCCUUACCUGAUCACAGGCAUCCAGCACGGCUGCCAGGACAUCGGAGCCAAGAGCCUGUCCAUACUACGGUCCAUGAUGUACUCAGGAGAGCUCAAGUUUGAGAAACGAACCAUUUCUGCUCAGGUUGAAGGAGGUGUACAUGGUUUGCACUCGUACACAUUUCUACCAUUUACGAAAAGCGUCUGUUCUGAAGGUGGAGGAGGGAGCCGAGGGUCUCAGUGUUUGGCUCCCAGCAUCCCCACCCCCAUGGCAAUCACGCACACACGACACGUCUGACCAUCCACCCCCCCCAGGGAUGGGGGGGAGAUGCACACACCCAAAGGGGCAACCCUCUUUCCCACCAACAAUCCCCAUCCCAAUAGCAAUCAAUCCCACCUCACGUGUCUGACAAUCAACCCCACUCCACACACCUGACCACCGAGCUCCCCAACCGGGGGGGGGGGAGACACAAACACACACACAGAUAGAGGGCAACUCCCCCUUCCCACACCCACCAGCCACCCCCCACUCACCUUCACCGGCUCCUGACACUUAACCUCAACCUAAACCAUUGGAGACUGAGAGGCUGCGGAGAGGAGAGAAACGUGGUAAUGAAGCUACAAGCCGGUGUGGUCGGGAGCAGGAGUCCUGAAGCCCAGGCUGGGAACGUGCUGCUCUGUCCCGGCUCGGCUCAGAUACUCAGAGAUUAUUCCGUUAAUGAUUUUUUUUGCCAGAAUUGUUUUUUGUUGCUGUUUGUUGUUUUGGAAAGAGGUUAC